Messenger RNA from Dermacentor albipictus, 1220 nucleotides. RefSeq lists its product as uncharacterized. NCBI's taxonomy places the organism in Eukaryota, Metazoa, Arthropoda, Arachnida, Ixodida, Ixodidae. The record is from RefSeq and is a predicted model, not a curated record. Gene Ontology annotation, cellular component: membrane.
CGACUCUCUGCGCACGGCGUGCCUGCUGACCUGCUCGCUGGUGACGAUGUCCGCCAGCGCGUCCAGCAUGAUCACCAGCGCCGCCACGGACGCGCUCGCCAGCAAUUCCAUCGUCGAGAAAGGGGUCCGAGGUCUGGUCGCGUGGCUGGUCCUGGUGACUCCCGCCUCGAUCUUGUGUGCCUUGUCUUGCUGCUCUGCGCUCUACUUCUUCCACCUGAGCGGACGCAAGCGCCACACGGCUGAGGAGGUCAACGAAAUCUGCGUCACGGCUGCCACCAGGCUGAGCAGGAUGGGGCCCAUCGAGAGCAACGACCUCGUGAUAGCUUACUGUCUGGUGGGCUACAUCGGUUUCAUGAUACUGGGCCCAGUUUUCCGGUACAGCACAAGCGAGAACUUGCUGUCGUUCCUGAGCUUCCUCCUGGUGGCCGGCAGCGCCAUGCCGGUGACCAUCCGGCGGUUCUGGGAGAAGGAGAGGCGCAUGCUCGUCUGGGCGACAGUGUCGCGGGACCUGCCGUGGGCCGUCGUCAUCGUCAACAGCACCGUGCAGCUGGCCACGCGCGUCGCCGAGAACAACAACCUUCUGGAGAUCGGCUUCGACUCGCUGGGCUCGGAGUUCUGGAAGCACAACUCUCCGCUCGCCAACCAGCUGCUGCUGGGCGCCAUCGGCAGCGUGCUGGCCGAGGUCGCCGACAACGAUUCGCUGAACGUCGACCUUAUGCCCUUCGUCGUCAAAAUCGCCAAGGUGACCUCGGUCGAGCCGUGGCUGUACGUGGUGCCGGCAGCUCUGGGCGCCUGCACCAACAUGAUCUUGCCCAUCCACCUGCCGAUGAUCGUCGCCCACGAAGUGGUCGACGUGCCCAUUCUACAACUGGUGCUGAUUGCAACGAUCGCAAAAGCUGUCAUCGUCUUGACGUCGGUGCUCUCCAUCAACACCUAUGGCGUCUACCUGCUCGACUGGGCCGCGCCGGAAGCGAACAGCACGAACCUCUUCGAGUGAGCGAUGUCCCUGAGGCAUCGCCCGAGUGACCGCCACCACGGCCACGUCAAGGGGACCCUUCCUCCUCGUUUUUUUUGUUUUUGUUUUUAUUUUAUUUUAAGGGCUAGCAAUUUGCCGUAUACUAUAGCAAGUGACAACUAUGUUAAUGUGUCUUUUUUUUUAAAUACUCAAAUAUACCUAAUAGUGCGAUAAUCUUUUAAGUGAAUAAAAUAUGAAAGGCGCA